AUGGAUAACAGGGGCUUUGGAGGGAAAAAGGCCAAAGAGGGCUCUUUUAAGCAUGCAUCUAUUAAACGCACAUCCUCUGGCUCUCAGAAGUUUCAGAGGGCAUGGAUUGAAAGGACAUUUCUAAAAAGGGAGUGCAUUCACAUAUUCCCCAGCAAAGAGCCCAACAAGUGUUGUUGCGGUCAGCUGGUAAACCAACAUGUGGCUAUUCUUCCUGGCUCCACCAAUAAGAGCGCAGAGGAAGGCCUGGGGGUGCAGACCGAGCCUCCACAAGAGAAAUGGUCGGUUGCUAAGCACACACAAGCCACGCCCACUGACGCAUACGGCGUCAUUGAAUUCCAGGGAGGAGGUCAUGUCAACAAGGCCAUGUAUAUCCGUGUGUCCUAUGAUACCAAGCCUGAUAACCUUCUGCAUCUGAUGGUGAAAGAAUGGCAGCUGGAGCUGCCCACCCUGCUGAUCUCUGUGCAUGGAGGCCUGCAGAACUUCGACUUGCAACCCAAACUCAAGCAAGUGUUUGGAAAGGGCCUGAUAAAAGCAGCAGUUACCACUGGGGCCUGGAUCUUCACUGGGGGAGUUAGUACAGGAGUGAUUCGGCAUGUGGGAGAUGCGCUGAAAGACCACUCCUCAAAGUCCCGUGGGAAGGUGUGCGCCAUCGGAAUUGCACCAUGGGGUAUUGUGGAAAAUAAAGAGGAUCUGAUCGGACGAGACGUGACGCGACCUUACCAAACCAUGUCCAACCCUCUCAGCAAACUUUCUGUGCUUAACAACAGCCAUUCCCACUUCAUUCUGGCUGACAACGGCACUCACGGAAAGUAUGGCGCGGAGGUCCGACUGCGCAGGCAGCUGGAGAAACACAUCUCUCUGCAGAAGAUCAACACACGUCUGGGUCAUGGGGUCCCUUUGGUGUGUCUGAUUCUUGAAGGAGGGCCGAAUGUAAUCUCCAUUGUGUUGGAGAGUCUGCGUGAGGAGCCUCCUGUACCUGUGGUUGUGUGCGACGGCAGCGGCCGAGCAUCAGAUAUCAUUUCAUUCGCUCACAAGUACUCUGAGGAGGAUGGGUUGGUUAAUGAUAGUGUUAGAGACCAGCUUCUAGUAACCAUACAGAAGACAUUCAACUACAACCGGAAUCAGGCACAGCAGAUUUAUCUCAUGGUGAUGGAGUGCAUGAAGAAAAGAGAGCUGAUCACAGUUUUCCGCACGGCCUCAGAGGGUCAGCAGGAUAUUGAGAUGGCCAUCUUAACUGCUCUGCUGAAAGGCACAAAUGCCUCAGCUCCAGACCAGUUGAGUUUGGCUUUGGCCUGGAACCGUGUGGAUAUUGCUCGCAGUCAAAUCUUCGUCCAUGGACAACACUGGCCUCCUGCCGGGUCCCUGCCCACCUCAUCCACGAGCCAGCAGGAUAAACCAAAGAGCCCUAUCACCACCCGUGCCAGCAAGGGUAAACCUGCCAGGGCCAAGAAGGGCAAAGGUGCCAAAUCCAAACCUGAGCCUCCAGAGGAGACAGAUCCUAGAAAACUAGAGCUGCUUAACUGGGUUAAUUCUCUGGAGCAGGCCAUGAUGGACGCACUCGUGCUUGACAGAGUGGAUUUUGUGAAGCUCCUUAUUGAAAAUGGCGUCAACAUCCACCAUUUCCUGACAAUCCCGCGACUUGAGGAGCUCUAUAACACAAAAUUAGGGCCGACCAACACAUUGCAUUUUGUGGUCAGAGAUGUCAAAAAGGGAAACCUACCACCAGAUUACCAGAUCACUCUGAUUGACAUUGGCUUGGUUCUGGAGUACCUCAUGGGAGGAGCGUAUCGGUGUCACUAUACUAGGAAAAGUUUCCGCACACUCUAUAAUAACCUCUAUGGACUGAAGAGACCCAAAGCUUUGAAACUCCUGGGUAUGGAGGACGAUGACCCAAGACCUAAAGGCAAAAAGAAGAUGAAGAAGAAGAAAGAGGAAGAAAUCGAUAUUGACGUUGAUGACCCAGAGGUCAGUCGAUUCCAGUACCCCUUCCAUGAGCUGAUGGUGUGGGCUGUUCUCAUGAAGCGACAAAAGAUGGCGCUGUUUCUCUGGCAGAGGGGAGAAGAGGCCAUGGCCAAAGCUCUGGUGGCAUGUAAACUCUAUAAAGCCAUGGCGCACGAAUCCUCACGGAGCGAACUAGUGGACGACAUUUCGCAGGAUCUGGACAAUAAUUCCAAGGAAUUUGGCCAGUUAGCGUAUGAGCUGCUAGAUCAGUCAUACAAGCAUGAUGAACAGGUGGCCAUGAAGCUUUUGACAUAUGAGCUGAAGAACUGGAGUAACUCCACCUGUCUGAAACUGGCUGUAGCUGCCAAACACAGAGACUUUAUAGCCCACACCUGCAGCCAAAUGCUGCUCACCGACAUGUGGAUGGGCUGCCUGCGGGUGGGCAAGAGCAAUGGACUCAAGGUAAUCCUUGGAAUCAUCUUUCCUCCAACCAUUCUUCUCCUAGACUUCCGAACUGGAGAUGAUCUGUCUUACCAAAACUCCAAAGACAAAGAAGAGCUCAAAGACAAAGAGGAUGAUAACAAAUCUGGCAAGGAUGGCACCAUGAGCAUGGACGGAGUGUCUAAGAAAGGCGAUGAGGAAGAUGGUAAAAAGAAACAAAAACGAGUGCCUGUUGGGAAGAAGAUAUACUAUUUCUAUAACGCUCCGUUCACCAAGUUCUGGUUCAAUACGACUGCGUACCUGGUAUACCUGAUGCUAUAUAAUUACAUCAUACUGGUGAAAAUGGAGAGAUGGCCAUCACUUCAGGAAUGGAUCGUCAUCUCCUACAUUAUCACUCUUGGACUAGAGAAAGUUAGACAGAUCCUGAUGUCAGAGCCGGGAAAGCUGAAACAGAAGAUAAACGUAUGGCUUGAAGAGUACUGGAAUAUCACUGACCUGGCUGCCAUCACCAUGUUCCUCAUGGGACUGUUACUGCGAUUGCAGAAUGAGCCUUACAUGGGCUACGGACGCGUCAUCUACUGUGUAGACAUCAUCUUCUGGUACAUUCGUGUCCUCGACAUUUUUGGAGUUAACAAGUAUUUGGGACCGUAUGUCAUGAUGAUUGGUAAAAUGAUGAUUGACAUGCUGUACUUUGUGGUGAUCAUGCUGGUGGUUCUCAUGAGUUUCGGUGUGGCACGUCAGGCCAUCCUGCACCCGGACGAGGAGCCGACGUGGCGUCUGGCGAGGAAUAUCUUCUACAUGCCCUACUGGAUGAUCUAUGGAGAAGUGUUUGCUGACUCGAUAGACCUCUAUGCGAUGGAGAUUAAUCCACCCUGUGGUGAAAACAUGUAUGAUGAAGAUGGGAAGAAGCUCCCUCCAUGUAUACCUGGGGCCUGGCUCACACCUGCCAUCAUGGCCUGUUACUUACUGGUAGCCAACAUCCUACUGGUUAACCUGCUCAUUGCUGUAUUCAAUAACACAUUCUUUGAAGUGAAAUCCAUCUCCAACCAAGUAUGGAAGUUCCAACGCUACCAGCUCAUCAUGACUUUUCACGACAGACCGGUGCUUCCUCCUCCCCUCAUCAUCUUCAGCCACAUGUACAUUGUGUUGAAGCGCCUGUGCUGCCGCUGCAGGAAGAAACAGGAAGGGGAGCUGGAUGAGAGAGACCGCGGACUGAAGUUGACUCUGAGUCUGGAGGAACUGAAGAGUCUGUAUGAGUUUGAGGAACAGUGUGUCGAGGAGUACUUCAGAGAGAAGGAGGACGAGGCACAGUCUUCCAACGAUGAGCGAAUCCGAAUUACUUCCCAGAGAGUCGAAAACAUGUCCAUGCGCCUAGAGGAGGUGAAUGAACGAGAGCACUCCAUGAAAGCCUCUCUGCAGACAGUAGACCUGCGCUUGGCUCAGCUAGAGGAGUUCUCUGGCCGCAUGAUGCAUGCGCUGGAGCGGCUGGCUGGCAUCGACCGCUGCGAACUGGUCCGUGCUCGAUCCGGGAGCUCAAUGGCCGUGGACCAAUCUGGCCUGCUUCGCCGCGGUAGCAUCAACAGCGCCGACGGCUACAGUUUGUACCGCUGGCACCUGGAUGCUGAGGACCGUGGUGAGGAGAUGUCAGGGGACAGGAAGGCCCACGCAGAGAGACGCGGUAGUAUUGGCAGCAGCGACCUCCUUCUAAACCCUCAUCAAGGCUCUUGCUACGGACCCACGCUGGACGUGGUGCCCCUCCGGCAAAGGACACGCUCCAGCUCCAGUGUGGACAUCCUCAUCUCUCCUUGCGAGUCACAAGACAGAGUCCAGACCACUCAAUCCCCAAAACUCACCUCCGCUCAACACCCUAAAGAUCCACAAGCUCUGCUAGAAGCUGGAAUAGACAUAGCAGUUUCACAUCCUCUGGAAAGGGCGCAAUCUCUGAGGCAGUACCCAACUGCAGCUCAAAGUAACUCACUUUCAUACGAGAACAGAUCCCAAAGUGGUACUUUGUACGUCUCGAUGGCACAGUCGAGGUUGUGCAGUCCAGGGAAUACGUGGGCUUCGGAGCCCCACGGCCUACAAGAUCAAGCAAGCAGAUCGCCAACGUUAGGUCGCUGGCCUCCACGCUUUGAUGACAAAGUUCAUCCCUCCCCAUUCGGACUUUCACCCAAGACAUCUUUAGAGAAAUUAAGACAGAGAGAGGCCCAAGAUGAAGAAGGAUCUUCUAAGGAGAGCAAGUGGACAAAAACGCAACAAGGGGAAAGUGAGGAGAAGAAGAAAGAUGAGGAUCAGUCAGAGGCAAAUAGCGAAAGCACCAAAACAGAGGGAGGAGAAGAGAAAAGAGAGGAGCUGACGGACUCAGAUCACUUGUAUGUUGCAGAGGACAGGAUGUACCCCUCACUCAGAUCUAAGAGUCUGAACACUAACCCACGAAAGGCGAAGGCUGUAGGGAACAUGCUGGAUAAACCUCGAGCAGCCAGUAGUGUGAAAGACCUGGCUGGGGCCUUUGAAGUCAACACCAAUGACUACAGACCCUCCAGAGACAGGACAGGCACACAGACAUAAGCGCAAGAUCAUCGCAGUAGUGCUAGGUUAAAAAAGUUGAUUUUCAUUGUUUUCCAGUAUGGAUAGCAAUUCUAACUAACACUAGCUAUGCUUGUGCAUUGACAUCUUACCUAGCAGGCAUAUUUUCAUACAUUUAUAUUUAUGAAGUAUGUCAUUUUAAUGCUAAAACCUGGUAUGCAAAAAGGGAAAUUAGGGACUACCUCUGUACUGUAGAUAUUAACCAUCCCAUUUUUUCAAAAUAAAGGGACAUUUUACUUCAGUUA
Messenger RNA from Onychostoma macrolepis, 5213 nucleotides. It is a transcript of the gene trpm1a, whose product is annotated as transient receptor potential cation channel, subfamily M, member 1a. Gene Ontology annotation, cellular component: membrane. Gene Ontology annotation, molecular function: calcium channel activity. The transcript has 27 exons. The record is from RefSeq and is a predicted model, not a curated record. Gene Ontology annotation, biological process: calcium ion transport into cytosol; protein tetramerization. Lineage: Eukaryota; Metazoa; Chordata; Actinopteri; Cypriniformes; Cyprinidae. Bases 1 to 4950 code for a protein of 1649 amino acids.